CUUCUCUGUCUGUGAAACAUAGGCUUCAUACUCCAGUCCAAUAGGUGUCGGCAACCGCCAUUUAACUUCAAGGAAAAAGAAGAGCAACGUUGAUUGACAGACCGGAAACAAGCCGUCUUGAGAGGAGGCAAGAUGGCAGCCCCGGCAGUGGCUGAGUUUCAAAGAGCCCAGUCUCUUCUCAGCUCAGACCGGAACGCAUCUAUCAAUAUUUUACAUUCGAUAGUAAAGCGGGACAUCCAGGAGAGCGAUGAGGAGGCGGUGCGUGUCAAAGAGCAGAGCAUCCUGGAGCUGGGUGGUCUGCUGGCUAAGACGGGCCAGGCUGCAGAGCUGGGCGGUCUCCUGAAGUAUGUGCGGCCGUUUCUGAAUUCCAUCAGCAAGGCCAAGGCAGCGCGGCUGGUGCGCUCGCUGCUGGACCUGUUUCUGGACAUGGAGGCAGCUACAGGCCAGGAGGUGGAGCUGUGUCUGGAGUGCAUUGAGUGGGCCAAGGCUGAGAAGAGAACAUUCCUCAGACAGGCCCUGGAGGUGAGGAGUGGAAGAGGGGACCCCACUGGAAGAGAGCUGAGCGGGAGCACUGACAUGAUGGGUUUGGCUCGUCUUAUCUCUCUGUAUUUUGACACAAAGCGGUAUCAGGAGGCGCUUCAUCUAGGCACCCAGCUACUCCAGGAGCUGAAGAAGAUGGAUGACAAGGCCCUGCUGGUGGAGGUACAGCUGCUGGAGAGUAAGACGUACCACGGCCUCAGCAACCUGCCCAAGGCCCGAGCUGCCCUCACCUCUGCACGCACCACCGCCAACGGCAUUUACUGCCCGCCCAAGCUACAGGCCGCCCUGGACAUGCAGUCAGGGAUCAUCCAUGCAGCAGAGGAGAAGGACUGGAAGACUGCCUACUCUUACUUCUACGAGGCCUUCGAAGGCUACGACUCCAUCGACCACCCCAGAGCGAUCACUGCUCUCAAAUACAUGCUGCUCUGCAAAAUCAUGCUCAACCUUCCUGAGGAGGUCCAGGGUCUCGUUGGUGGAAAGCUAGCCCUGCGGCACGCCGGGAGACAGACGGACUCUCUGAAAUGCAUGGCGCAGGCCAGCAAGAACCGGUCGCUGGAUGAUUUUGAAAAGGCCCUGACAGAGUACAGAGGUGAGUUGAGAGACGACUCCAUCAUAAGCACACACUUGACCACGCUCUAUGACAACCUGCUUGAACAGAACCUCAUCCGUGUCAUCGAGCCUUUCUCCAGGGUACAGAUAGGACACAUUUCCACCCUCAUAAAACUCUCUAAAGGAGAUGUCGAGAGGAAGUUGUCACAGAUGAUUCUUGACACAAAAUUUCACGGUAUUUUGGACCAAGGCGAGGGUGUGCUGAUCAUCUUCGAUGAGCCUGCAGUAGACACAACGUAUGAGGCGGCCCUGGAGACCAUUCAGAACAUGAGCAAAGUGGUGGACUCACUCUACAACAAAGCCAAGAAGCUCACAUAGAGGAGGCCACCUGUACCCCAGCACAGAGCUUGUCUGGCAAGUUUGUGAAGCACUCCGGGAAGGGGAGAGGGUGGGGGGGGGGGGGGUGUUCGGACUCAAACAACCCAGCAAGCAAAUAAACCAACCGACCAACCCACAAACUGACAGGGCUAGGCUGCCCACCCCUCUUUAAUUCAGACUGGAUAAAAAAAAAAAAGUAAACUGUUUUUCCCCCAACGGACAUUACAACAACUGGCAUCUCCAUCACAGGUUUCUAUGUUCAUCGGCAUCCCCCUCCUCCCCUCCUUGCCGACCAUCAGGGAAUCUUGUAAAAAAUGAACAAUAAAGAAACAAACAUAUAUAUUACAUGUAUGAAAGAUCUCUGAAAGAGUGUAAUUGGUGGGCUUAAAUUGCCAAAAGGUUCAGUUCUGUUGCCAAACAACCCCUGGCCAACACAUAUGUUUUCUUGCCUUUAUCCCCCCAACAACACACAGACGGCAAUCUGGGUCUGCUGGCUUUGGGCCAGAGAGGACAGAGAAAACGGACCACUGUCCCUGCGAACACGCCACAGGAAAAGGACACAGCGUUUUAUAGUUCCCAGACCUGGGUUAAUAUAUUGUUUGAAAAUCGUUCAAGUACUGAGCGUUUGUUUUAUCCUGCCUGGGGUGCCAGGAGGGUGUGGUUUUCCUUUUUGGGACUUUUCUAUUUGUUCCAUUUCAACAGGUUAGCUCAAUCGAGAACAGAUAAAGUAUCUGAUAUGAUCUCUAAUAGUAUUUUAAUCCAGGUGUAAUUGUUUCCCCUCCCUGCCUCCAAUUCCAGUUUGUACAUAAUGUUGCCAGGUGUCUCUGUUCAGGCCUGUCAUGCCCAUCCCCCUUUUUUUAAUUACACUAAAUGAGACUAAAAUAAGCCCUCUGUGUGCAUUUGUUAGUGGUGGUGAUUGACCUGGUUGUAUGUGUUGUGACUGGCUGACAGGGAGAGUGAGUUGGUUGUUUAUUCCUGAUGUAUUAAAAAAACGUGGCUUACAGCUAAAAGCUGUAAAGUUUGGGGACUACUUUUUGCAAGGACUACUAGUCGACCAUUUCCCAUAUGACAGAUAAGACAAGUGCUAAUAAAUAUAUUGAAUGUCACAGCUUAAUUUUCUGUUGAAAGGAACUAAACUAGAUGGACUUUGCCUCGUUUUUGCCCAUUGCCUAUUAGAAUAAUCAAGAAAUGCCUAGAUUUUUAUUUUUCUCUGUAUAUAGAUUUUUCUCUUGCAUAUGUUAUCAGGUUCAGCAUAUGUGCUGCAUUUAUCAGGGUAAAUGAAUUGUUACAUUUUAUUCAAUUUUAGACAACUCAAACAUAGGCAAAAGGUGAUUGAACAGUCAGAGCUGCAACGAGUCUGGGGUCUGUUCACCAAACCAUUUUACCCAGCUAGGGCAUCUUAACAUAGCCCAGUGAUGUGUCCCACAUGACACCCUGUUCCCUAUAUGGUUUACAACUUUAGGUCAGGCCCUAGGGUUUUAAUUUUGCACGGCCAAUUUUUCAGUUUUUUAUUUGUUAAAAAAGUUUGAAAUAUCCAAUAAAUUUCGUUCCACUUCA
Salmo salar (Atlantic salmon) is the source of this 3024-nucleotide messenger RNA. Its product is annotated as 26S proteasome non-ATPase regulatory subunit 11A. Lineage: Eukaryota; Metazoa; Chordata; Actinopteri; Salmoniformes; Salmonidae. Gene Ontology annotation, molecular function: protein binding. The record is from RefSeq and is a predicted model, not a curated record.